Messenger RNA from Rubroshorea leprosula, 822 nucleotides. NCBI's taxonomy places the organism in Eukaryota, Viridiplantae, Streptophyta, Magnoliopsida, Malvales, Dipterocarpaceae. The record is from the annotation of a GenBank genome assembly.
GCAUGCACCACCUCAUCACUCAUCGGUUGCCUUUACACGCCAAAUGACUGGUCCUUGUUACAGAAAUAAAUUUUAUAUCUUCAGAUAGCAGAAUCAGAACAGAACAGGAAGAGACAGACAUGGAAGACAGGAAAGGGAAGAAGAAGAUUAUGGUGGCCGUCGACGAGAGCCAUUGCAGCUAUAACGCCCUUCAGUGGACACUUGACCACCUCGCCGACACCAUCUCUGAUUCCAAGCUCAUCAUCUUUAACGCUUCCAACCCUAUUGCUUACGGUUACAUUUCUGCCGCCACUUACAACACAUCUCCUCCUGAUUUAAUUGCCAUAAUGAAAGAAAAUCAAGACAAGCUCACCUCAGCCUUACUAGAAAAGGCUAAGGAAGUCUGUGCCAAGCGUGGGAUUGUUGCAGAGACAAUUGCAGAAGUUGGGGACCCAAAGGAGAAAAUUUGUGAGGCAGCGGAAAAGCUGAGCGUUCAAUUGCUUAUAUUGGGUAGCCAUGGUCGAGGAGUGAUAAAAAGGGCUUUUCUUGGAAGUGUAAGCAAUUACUGUGUUCAUAAUGCCAAGUGCCCUGUUCUUGUGGUGAAGAAACCAGCUUGAUGGUAAGCUGCCUGCUGCCGUAUCCUGUAUAUGUGAAGUUUGAAGCCCUUCUGGUUCCAAGUAUAAGGCAGUGAGGUAGAGAUUGGUUCCUUACAAACUUAGUCUUUCAUCAAUGAAUUUGUUAAUGGUGUGUGUAAUCUGGUUAACAUUUUGCUGUUGUAAUUUGUAAAUAACUGGAAUUUGGUGAUUCUAAAUAAAAGAAUUGCAAUCAAAUUUAUUUGGCUUU